Molecule: messenger RNA, 624 nt
Organism: Eimeria tenella
Lineage: Eukaryota; Apicomplexa; Conoidasida; Eucoccidiorida; Eimeriidae
Exons: 3
Coding region: 1-624 (207 amino acids)
Source: RefSeq, a predicted model, not a curated record
AUGGUGGCUGCAGCUGCUGCUUGGCAGUUGGUGGUACGAGGUGGCAUUUCCCCCGCAACUCGUGCUGCUGCUGCUGCUGCUGCUGGUUGUGGUCCCACGCUUACACUUUGCUGCCUGCAGCCGACGCAGCAGCCCUCGUGCCGCCACUACAGCAGCAGCCUUGGCAGCAGGGAGGGCCCGCUGGGGCAGGCGGCAGCAACACACCGAGCAGCAGCAGAAGACCCAGCAGCAGCAAACCCAGCAGCAGCAGCAGCAGCAGCAGCGCGUCUGCCUUCGGCGCAGCUGGUGGGCCUUGACUUCCUGCCAUCUGCAAUCCCCCAGCUGCCAGCGCAGCUGCUUGCUGCUGCAGCAAGACGUUUGCUGUUGCAGGGCAUUGAAGACUCGGAAGCCUGGCAGCUGCUGGGGGCGAGAGCAGCAGAGACGGCGCAGCAGCUCUCGCUGCAGCACUGUGCUGCAGUCCUCAAGUGUUUUGCUGCUAGGCGCUACCGGGACUUCUGCUGCUUCAAUGCAGUAACGAGCCGACUAACGGAUAUUGUUGCCGCUGAGGGCGUGGCGGCGCUGGGCACGGAGGAGGCGGUCUCGAUCUUGUGCGCAUUUGCUGCGCUGCAGUUUGUGGACAGGUGA